AUGUUGAUAUUGAAGAACCGCCUUGAGAGAACGCGAACGUGUUAUAUUAAAAGGUACUUUUGUUUACAUUCAAAACUUGAAGGAUAGUUCAUUACUAGGUCAAAAAAGGAAAAUAUUUGAACCUGCGAGAAAACUUAUAAACAAAUAUAUUUCCAUGGUGCAGUUAGCGACAGAAAAUAUGACGACUAAUGGCCUUCUCAGUGAAGAGGAUGACCUGAUCUCUGGUCUUACCAAAGAAGAAUUGGAGGAGUUUAACGAGGCAAUUGAUGAUCCAGAUAAUGAGUUAUUACCAGCUGGCUUCCGAGCUGAUGACCAGACUUCCAAAGCUCCAACUGGCCCAUUUAAUAGGGAUCAUUUGAUGAAAUAUUUAAAGGAAGAAGCCAUGUCUUCAGAACCAAGUGAAGAUUUUGUACCCUUUGAGAAAAAGGUAAGAGGGAAGGUGUAUAAACCAAAAGAAGUGAAACAGAAAAACACUCCUCUAUUACCGGAUGAUUUGAGUGACGUCCUUGAUGGUGCUUCAGAAGAGGAGUUAUUAGAAUUAGCAGCCUGUCUUGGUAUUCAUGGCAUGCUUACACAAAAACAAAGUGAACACAUGGAAGCAGAUAAAGCAUGGGAGUCAUUAAAGGGGUCAGGACUGCGAAAAUAUAAGGGUGGAAUAACUGUUGCAACUAAAACGAAACAAUACACAGACAUAAACGCAGUCAACGAAUUGGAUAUAGACAAAGCAUUAGAACAAUUGAAAUCUCACGAUGAAUCGUUAACCGAACUAAACUUAAAUAACCAUAAAGAUGUUGACGAAGAAAAACUUCUUUUUGUUGCUAAAGAAAUAAAAGAUAACACACAUAUAAAAAGCAUAUACAUGGCUAAUACAAAGAUGUCUGAUAGAGUAGUUAAAGUGUUGUCAGAAUCACUGAAGCAAAAUAAAACAUUAGAAUCAUUAAAUAUUGAAUCAAACUUUUUGACUAGAGAAGGUAUUGCUGCUAUUAUGGAGAUGGUGGAAGUAAACACAACAUUAAAGGAGUUAAAAUUAGCCAAUCAAGCGCAAAAAAUUGGCCAUCAAGGCGAAUCCCGCAUCAGCAAAUCAUUAGCUAAAAACCACACAUUAUUGCGGUUUGGAUAUUCGUUUGAGUCAAGAGGUCCGAGACACAGUUCAAAUAAAUACAUCAUGAGAAAUAACGAUGCAGAUCGGCAAAGAAGACAAGCCGAAAAACAAGCUGAAAAUUUAUCAAAUGGAGGUAGCUAAGAAAGAAGGAUAUUAUCAUGGGAACGACAUCCACGAAAUAAUAUAUAUUUAUAUAGAAAUCGAGCGACAAGAUUUUACUUUUACUUAAACGUGCUAAAUAUAUAUAUAUGGCUGGUUUCAUUGGCACCGUUGCAUCUUGGUAUUGGUUUAAAUGCAUGCUGGUACACCGUGUUGUUGUAUUUUGCAGCAGAAAGAAAUAAAAACGUAAUUUAAGGGCUAUAACUUUUUGUUCUUUUCGAUUUUCUUAUUAUAUUUCGAGUUUUAUUUGUGUAUAAAUGAUAAUUUCGCACUUAUUGGGUCAAAUUAUUAAGUCUCAAAUUCUCUCUUUGUUUUAUCCAAUUUGAAGUUUUAUAACUGUUGCAUCUUUUCAAUUUUUUCAAAAAAGUUCGUUUUUGAGACAAUUUUUUUUUUUGAAAAAUUGUACGUAACGUUGUAUAUACAAACAUGGAUGCGAAGUUCGUGGACUCACUUUCCUACUUAAAAAGUGGUGAUAUAUAGUUUUCCAAAUUAUUAUAUAGUAUUAUAAGAAAAUGAUAAAAUUGUAAUAGCGAAGGUAUAAAAAGAUAAUAAAAAAGUAUUUUUAUGUUAUAUACAAAAUUUCUUGAUGUUUACAUGACAGAGAUUAUCUCUCCAUGUUUACAUGAAAGCAUAAAUGCUGACGUGGUUUUACCAUGGAAACGAUCAGAAGGUGUCUUGUUUUUCUUUAGAUAAUUUUACAUGCAAAUAUUUUCUAUUAAAAAAAGUGAUCAGUUGAUAAUUAUUUUAUUUUACGUUUUUUUUGUUUCCCUAAAAUUGAUUUUAUUUUUUGCGAAAACUCAACGUAAGGCUUCACUAAAUUUGACAUCGGAACUUAAAUAAUGAAAUGUUAUCAGUUUUUUUUACCCUGUCAAAACUCACCUCGAGUUCUUGUUCUUAGAGGGUGAUUAGUUAUAACAUGAGCAACCAUUAUUCCAAAAAUCCUUUCUUGUUUUUGCUGACUGGAGACAACCUAUCAUAAGAAAUGGUGUUGGUGUUUUUGUAGAUAUUUCUUUUGUAAGAUUUUGAACGUAAAUAGAGGUGUUGGGUUAUUGUCAUAAAGAUCUCACAUACAAGACAUUUUAAUGAGAUAUUCAGUCAGGCGAAGAUUAUAUGUUAAUAGAAAAGUACAGAGCUAGCUAGUAAGCUGCUAGCUACCAUUUUAAGUUUUUAUUUCUGUAACGAUUUUUAAUUUAUUGAUUGUUGUAAUGUAAAGGUGAUAUCUGCUCUGUUUAAAACAUCAGUCAGAAAUACAAUAUAUUUUAGUAAUA
Messenger RNA from Hydractinia symbiolongicarpus, 2529 nucleotides. Its product is annotated as tropomodulin-2-like. The transcript has 8 exons. The coding region runs from base 155 to 1243 and encodes 362 amino acids. Lineage: Eukaryota; Metazoa; Cnidaria; Hydrozoa; Anthoathecata; Hydractiniidae. Gene Ontology annotation, biological process: pointed-end actin filament capping. The record is from RefSeq and is a predicted model, not a curated record. Gene Ontology annotation, molecular function: tropomyosin binding.